AUGGCUGACAGAAAUAACCAAUGGUUUGAGCACCUCAUUGAUGGUGAAACUGUAGAUUCUGUUAAUACGUUAUGCGAAAGAAUCAAUCAUUUCUUUGUAAAUCUCACAAAAGAUUUUACGCCUCUCUCACAGGACGAUGUUUCUAACUAUUCUGCUGGUGAUUCUGGUAUUGCGGAUGAUCUCUUGGCUUCAACUGGCGAAGUUUAUAAAUCCCUUUGUUCUUUAAAGACAGGGAAAGCCCCGGGACCGGAUGGAAUCCCGAAUGUAAUUCUAAAAACGUUUGCCUUUGAGUUAGCGCCAGUAAUCGCUGAUAUUUAUAACUCAUCCUUACGUAGCCUGCAUGGCAGGCGGUUCCUAAAAUUGGCCAAGCCUGGGAAAUACCUUACGUGAUGCAUAUUUGCCUCCUCUAUUAAAGACAGCAACUGUUACACCUCUUCCCAAACAAUCUCCACCGGGCUCCAUUGAAAAUGGUAUCAGACCCAUCUCACUCACUUGCGAAAUUGCUAAAGUGAUGGAAGGUCUCACCUUAGCGAGAAUCAUGCCAUCCAUUAUAAGUCACUGAAUAACAAACAAUUUGCUAUGGCUGGAAAAUUUCUGUCGUUUUCGCCAACCUUCCUCAAAAUCUUAGCGACGAUCUUGAAAGGGUCCAGAAACGAGCACUGGCCAUAAUAUACCCUAACUGUUCCUAUGAUGAUGCCCUAAAACUAGCUGGUAUCGAACCGCUUGUCUUACGGAGGGACGCCGCCUGUAAGAGAUUUGUGGAGACAAUCCUACCUGGAAACCCACUCUAUCCAAUUGUUCAUAGCCGGUCAGCACCAGUGAACCAUGGUUAUAAACUUAGAUCUGACAAUGUUGCGAGGAAUAUCAGGAUGCGAACAGACCGGUUUCAGAAAUUCGUCACCAUUAAGUAUGCGACCUGA
Messenger RNA from Paramuricea clavata, 920 nucleotides. NCBI's taxonomy places the organism in Eukaryota, Metazoa, Cnidaria, Anthozoa, Malacalcyonacea, Plexauridae. The record is from the annotation of a GenBank genome assembly.